AUGAAGGACAAUGUUCGUGGACAUCGCGUGACGCGCUACAACGGUCUCACGCCGGGCCUCGAUCCCAGGUUCAACUUCACCGUCGAUGCCUAUUACGUGAAGGUACUCGAUUUGGUACAUGGACCGCCGCUUCGUCGGCAACGUCGGUGCGAAGCCUGGCCAAAGUGGAGAGCUCGACCGAUGCGAUAUUGUCUUCUUGAAAUGUAUUCAUUCGAGGCAUUUCGUAUGAAAGUGCUUGAAGAAGAGAUUGGCAGGUUCAUCUCAUCAGAACACGACGCAGUCAUUAAGCCUUGA
Molecule: messenger RNA, 294 nt
Organism: Protopolystoma xenopodis
Lineage: Eukaryota; Metazoa; Platyhelminthes; Monogenea; Polystomatidea; Polystomatidae
Source: the annotation of a GenBank genome assembly